UGUGGCACAUCGCUUUAAAAAAACGUUGUGUUUGCAGAGAGGCGUGGAGAGAGAGAGAGGAGAGAGAGAGGAGAGAGAAAAGAGAGAGAAACACCAUAGCCUGAAAAAAAGUCUCAAAUCUCUCAGUCGUCGAUCUUGCUUCUGGUAAUACGUAUAGCUGUUGAGCUGCUUGUCUUGUUUGAGGGAGCAUGAGUAUGGAGGCGGCUACGGUUGCGCCGAGAUUGCAAAUUUCAACAUGGGUGGAUUCCGACAAGGUUGCGAGGAGGCUGCGGACGCGCUCGGCGGCCUCCUUCUCUCCGAGAUUGAAGGACCGAAACAUGACCCAGGUGCUGCUGCCUCACCUACCAACCUCAAAAGUCUCCAAUCGACAACGACAUGUCGCCUUGGAGGUUUCAUGCUCUUACAAUAACUUUCCAGCUUCGACAGUGGAAUCUGGAAAUUUUCAUACUCUCGAUGAAUCGCUGGUUUUGAAGAAUAAGGCACUAGCAAUCGAGCCAUAUUUGAAUGGACGUUGUAUAUAUCUUGUUGGUAUGAUGGGAUCUGGGAAAACAACCGUUGGCAAGAUCAUGGCACAAGCACUUAGUUAUUCAUUCAUUGAUAGUGAUUCAUUGGUGGAGCAUGAUGUUGGUGGAACUUCCGUAGCUGAGAUUUUCAAACUCUAUGGAGAGGGAUUUUUCAGAGAUAAGGAGACUGAGGCGCUACGUAAACUGUCUUUGAUGCAUCGUUUAGUUGUUUCUACGGGUGGAGGUGCAGUUGUACGCCCUGUCAACUGGAAGUGUAUGAAGAAGGGGAUUAGUGUGUGGUUAGAUGUUCCCUUGGAAGCCUUGGCUCAGAGAAUUGCAGCUGUGGGAACUGGUUCUCGGCCCCUUUUGCAUCACGGGUCAGGGGAUGCAUACAGAAAAACUUAUAUGCGUCUGACUAGUCUUUUUGAAGAGAGAGGUGAUUCAUAUGCCAAUGCCAAUGCUAGGGUUUCCUUGGAAAAUAUUGCAGCCAAAUUGGGUUAUAGAGAUGUAUCCAAUCUCACACCUACUGCCAUUGUGAUUGAGGCGCUUGAACAAAUUGAAAGCUAUCUGAAGGAAGAACACAGGCAUGCACAUAUUACGUUCUAAGACGGCAGAACUUCCGUGUUGCAUUCUUGUGGUAUAUUUAUUAUUUUCCUUUGCAAACAUGUUUAAGUUUCUCUAGUAACGAAAGAUGGUGUGGUCUUGUGUUUAUUGUGUUAAUGGGGAUUUGUCAUGCAAAAGUUAGCAGCAAACAAGUAUUGUAAGAUUUUGAAUGUAAUGUUAAGUACGCUGUUGCUGUAUGUAUAUGUUGUAGCUGUAUAACGUUAAUUUCUGUACGCUGUUCUAGUAAAUUAUGGGAACAAAUUUUCUCCUUGAGCAAUGAAGUCGUAGCCAAAUUUUUUUGCA
Messenger RNA from Malus domestica (apple), 1409 nucleotides. Its product is annotated as shikimate kinase, chloroplastic. Gene Ontology annotation, molecular function: shikimate kinase activity. The record is from RefSeq and is a predicted model, not a curated record. NCBI's taxonomy places the organism in Eukaryota, Viridiplantae, Streptophyta, Magnoliopsida, Rosales, Rosaceae. Gene Ontology annotation, cellular component: chloroplast; cytosol.